GUACUUAAACGCAACAUACGUCAUCAGGCGACUCGGAACAAGAAGAAGAUGCAGCGAGAGAGAGCAAGCAACGCCGGCGCGGCUGAAAAGCCCGACCGGGAGGCCGCCAUCAUGUCCAAAUACUACGAUGGAGUUGAAUUUCCUUUCUGCGACGAGUUUUCCAAAUAUGAAAAAAUGGCCAAAAUAGGACAGGGGACCUUUGGGGAGGUGUUUAAAGCGAAGCACAGACAGACCGGGAAGAAGGUCGCACUGAAGAAAGUUUUGAUGGAAAAUGAGAAGGAAGGGUUUCCAAUCACAGCAUUGAGAGAAAUCAAAAUCCUUCAGCUGCUCAAACACGAAAACGUGGUCAAUCUGAUUGAGAUCUGCAGAACCAAAGCUACUCAGUUCAAUAGAUACAAAGGCAGCAUCUACCUUGUGUUUGACUUCUGCGAGCACGACCUGGCGGGGCUGCUGAGCAACGCCAACGUGAAGUUCACCCUGGCAGAGAUCAAGAAGGUCAUGCAGAUGCUCCUUAAUGGACUCUACUACAUCCACAGAAAUAAGAUCCUUCACAGAGACAUGAAGGCUGCCAACGUGCUCAUCACCAGAGACGGUGUCCUGAAGCUGGCUGACUUCGGUUUGGCCCGAGCCUUCAGCCUGGCUAAAAACAGCCAGGGGAACCGCUACACCAACCGCGUGGUCACACUCUGGUACCGACCUCCAGAGCUGCUGCUAGGUGAGCGAGACUACGGCCCUCCCAUCGACCUGUGGGGAGCGGGUUGCAUCAUGGCUGAGAUGUGGACCAGAAGUCCGAUCAUGCAGGGCAACACGGAGCAGCACCAGCUCACUCUGAUCAGCCAGCUCUGCGGCUCCAUAACUGCAGAGGUGUGGCCUGGUGUGGAUAAGAAAUACGAGCUGUAUCAGAAGAUGGAGCUGCCUAAAGGCCAGAAGAGGAAAGUGAAGGAUCGUCUCAAAGCUUACGUCAAGGACCCGUACGCUCUUGACCUCAUCGACAAGCUCCUGGUCCUCGACCCGGCGCAACGCACUGACAGCGACGACGCGCUCAACCACGACUUUUUCUGGUCCGACCCCAUGCCGUCAGACCUGAAGAACAUGCUCUCCACCCACAACACGUCCAUGUUUGAAUAUCUGGCCCCGCCCAGACGGAGGGGCCACAUGCCCCAGCAGCAGCCCAAUCAGAACAGAAACCCAGCGACCACCAGUCAGACCGAGUUUGAUCGAGUGUUUUAGUGUGGGUUGAAGCAUACAGGUUCGGACUUUUUAAUAUGCUAACACAGGACUUUAUUUUCCAGCUAAUAAACUACACAUUUCACAUUUUGGUGGACAUAUGCUGGAAAUCUGUACAACAACUUUUUUUUUUUUUUUUUAAUAGAAUGACUGUUGUGUGUGAGUUUCUGGCAGAGGAUGCAGGUUAUUUGGGUUGACCAGGAAGAGGACUGUAAUAUUCAGAGUUAGACAGAGCAUUUUUGCCAGCCCAGUUAUUACUCUGACUUCAUGGUCAUUUUAAUGAAGGCAGAUGUUUAACUCUGUAAAUUAAAUUUUUUGCCUUGAUUAAACAAGGCCUCUGUGAUAGUUUAUGAGUCUGCAUAUUAAUACUAUAUAUUAUUUGCGUAUGAUUUGGGGGAUUUUUUUCACACUUGUUUUCUGAUUGUUUUUUGUAUGAAAAAUACAGCUGGGUACAGAGAACUCAGAAAGGCUUCAGACUCCUUCACUUUAAUCAAUAAAAUGUUUCAAUUCAUUUCAACUCCCAUAAUCAAUCAUUGUCAUAACUGAGUGUUUGAUUGACUGAAUGGAAAAUGGAUCAAAAAUGAUUUUAGCAUCAGACUGCAACAUAAACUGUGAAAAAGUGAAAAGGUCUGAAGACUGAAUGCUCUGUAUUUUAGAGGCUGUGCACUGUUUGAACGUCUUUAUUUAUAUAAAGGAAGUAUAAAACUGAAACUUAACACUGUACCAUUAUGCCACGUAUGUGACAAGACAGCCAACAGUGGCAUACCCAAAAUAAAGUGAUUAUUUCCUAAAAUG
Toxotes jaculatrix (banded archerfish) is the source of this 2022-nucleotide messenger RNA. It is a transcript of the gene cdk9, whose product is annotated as cyclin-dependent kinase 9 (CDC2-related kinase). Gene Ontology annotation, molecular function: cyclin-dependent protein serine/threonine kinase activity; ATP binding. The transcript has 8 exons. Gene Ontology annotation, cellular component: nucleus. Lineage: Eukaryota; Metazoa; Chordata; Actinopteri; Toxotidae. The record is from RefSeq and is a predicted model, not a curated record. Bases 49 to 1230 code for a protein of 393 amino acids. Gene Ontology annotation, biological process: protein phosphorylation.